GACAAUGAAGCAUUGUAUAGUGAUCAGUUACACCUCUCAUGCGAAAGCUUCAUAUUCCUUUUGAGAAAAAUGCAGGCGUGUGCAGGUCGAAUAAGAAAUUAAUCCUUAUUGCUGUGUAAGGCAUCCUCAGACCGUUGCCAAUUUUUGGAAUGAGCGAUAGGUUUCUCUUGAAAACGUGGGUGUGUGCAGGUUGGUGAAGUGAUGAACCCUCAAAGCUGUUUUCCACGUUAGAGAUAAUUUUCGCACACACUUGAAACUGACGAUUCUUGAAGAGAUAAUCUUACGCUCAAUCUCUCUCUCUCCCUCCAAGAAAGCGUAGGUGUGCACUCGAGUGAUUGAGGGAUGGUCAAAUUUUGUUGAGAGGGAGGAGAUUUUGAAAAUUCCGGUGGGAAGUGUCUAAGGGAGGUUCUAUGAGAAGAAAGUGGAAAUUUUUCGGCAAUUCGAAGGACUUUUGGCAAUUGAAGUGGAAAGGGAAGCUUCGCUGUCCACCGUAUUUAAGGACCCGGUGCAUGCUUCGUCAGUCAAUUCACUCCUCGUUUCCAAGUUCAUUCGGCAAAAUAGUGAAAAGUGUUCUCCCGCCUUCGAGUAUAACCCCUCAAGAUACACCGGAGUCAGGAUUUUUCUUGCAAGCUGACAAGAAAAUGUCACCGAAGAAGCUAAAUUCAUCAAUGCAGCCUUCUCGAAGCCGACGGAGUCUGCAGGUCGCCCAGGAGCGUAUACGUUGGCUGGUCGCCAACGCACCAACUCUCCUAACAAUGCUCGACUACGUCUCCUGGGCAAUGGACGUGGUCGAAACACUGCCACAACCACCAAAUGCUGCUUUGCAGCAAUUAGCACCGCGACGAUCUCCGACGGCUGACCUGCCACGACGAUCUCCGGCGGCUAACCUGCCACGACGAUCCCCGGUGGCUGACCUGCCACAACGAUCCCCGGUGGCUGACCAGCCUCGACGAUCCUCGACGGCUGAGCAGUCGCAGAGAUCUUCGACGGCUGAGCAUCCUCGACGAUCCUCGGCGGCUGACCCGGCGCAGCGAUCUCCGACGGCUGACCCGCCACGGCGAUCCCCAAUGGCUGAGCAGCCUCAGAGAUCUUCGAUGGCUGAGCAUCCUCGACGAUCCUCGGCGGCUAAUCCGGCGCAGCGAUCCCCAAUGGCUGAGCAGCCUCAGAGAUCUUCGACGGCUGAGCAUCCUCGACGAUCCUCGGCGGCUGACCCGGAGCAGCGAUCUCCGACGGCUGACCCGCCACGGCGAUCCCCAAUGGCUGAGCAGCCUCAGAGAUCUUCGACGGCUGAGCAGCCUCGGCAAUCUCAAACAGCUGAGCAGCCUCGACAAUCUUCGGUGACCCGAAGAAGACGGUCUCGGUCGAGCUCAAGUUCUAGCUCGAGUUCGAGCUCGAGUUCGAGCUCUAGUUCGAGCUCUAGUUCGAGCUCCAGCUCUAGCGGAACAUCAUCUAGUAGCGCAUCAUGUACAUCUGUUAAAAGUAUACGCGAUCUCAAGCCGAUUCCUAAGAUCGCGUCCUCGAAUAUGAAGAGAAAAGUAAAUGAUCAAAAAGGCAACGAGCAGAAGAAGAAAAAGGCAGGAGAGAGAGAGACGUCACCAAAACCAGGAACAUCUACAAUGACUUCAGAGGUUACGAGACCAGUACCGAGACGUGGUAUUUUGCAAUUGAAAAGGACUGAUAGUAAACAGCAGCAGCAACACCAGCAACACCAGCCACAGCAGCAGCAACACCAGCAACACCAGCAGCAACAGCAACAACAUGUAAAUAAAUAA
Nasonia vitripennis (jewel wasp) is the source of this 1772-nucleotide messenger RNA. RefSeq lists its product as uncharacterized. NCBI's taxonomy places the organism in Eukaryota, Metazoa, Arthropoda, Insecta, Hymenoptera, Pteromalidae. The coding region runs from base 411 to 1772 and encodes 453 amino acids. The record is from RefSeq and is a predicted model, not a curated record. The transcript is spliced from 5 exons.